CGUUGCGAUAUCAUCUCACCCGCACAUCCCACCUGGCCCGCCUCCACGUCGCUGUCUCGAUCCGCGUCUUCUUUCGGUGCUUUGGUGCAGCUGGUCUUGUUUUAUUGCCCGUCCCGCACUUGCUCGAAGCUCUUCUCGACAUCCAGUGACUUUGAUGCCAGCUCGUUUUCCACUAGCCUAUUGCUGUCACCAUACUAUCUAUUGGCCUGGGGGCCCUUGUGAAGGCUCGACCACACUUCCAAAGCCUACAUCUUAAGCAGAUAUCCCGUGCUGGCUUUGCGACCGGCGGUAUUGGCCAUUUUACAUAGUCUCACGUGCCGGCAGUGCAAGAUUGCAUACCCUGACAGCCAACAACAUGGAUUACAUGGCACCGGAUGCUUUCGAUGGGGUUCCUUCAGCUCAGAGUGCAGGGUCAGUGACGGGACCGGGGAAUGCAGAUCUGGACAACAUCAGUGUGAACAUGGCAGGACCGAUCAUUAAAGUCGAUGAUCCACCCAAGUUCGAACUCGAGUCCUACAUUGCAAAUUAUACUGGCCGGACCAGAUUCAAUCGAUUGCUUCUAAUAGGCACAUGCUCAACUUAUCUCUCUGUUGAGGCACUCAAGGCUGCGGUUGCAGAAGCCAAGGGCGGCAGGGAUGUCCCUAGAUACGAACGUGCAGUCCGAGCUCUUGCCGACGCUGCACCCAAUGACCCCGAGGCUACUCUGGACACGAAUUGGGUGGAUCGUAUGAAUAAGUCUGUCAAGGCGGAAACAGAUCGGCUCGAGCAUGAGCUCCGGGGCUAUAAGAACAACCUGAUCAAAGAGAGCAUAAGAAUGGGCAAUGAAGACCUCGGACAACAUUACACCCAGAUAGGCGACCUUGUCUCGGCGUCCAAAGCCUAUUCUCGUAUGCGAGAUUAUUGCACCACGCCGACUCACAUUGCGUCGAUGCUGUUCAAGAUUGUCAAUGUCGCAAUUGAGCGUGGGGACUGGCUAAGUGUACAGUCGAACGUGCAACGAUUGCGCAACCUCCAAUCGAAGCAAGAGGACCAAGCCAAGAACCAACCUAAGAUGUCCGCUGCCUUGGGUCUCUCACAGCUGCACUCCGGGUCGUAUCUGGACGCGGCUAAUAGCUUCUUGGCCACCGACCCAAGUCUGGGUGACUCCUACAACGAAGUACUCACCUCCAAUGACGUCGCGGUAUACGGUGGUCUCUGUGCCCUCGCAUCGAUGGACCGAAACGAGCUUCAACGUCGCGUUCUCGACAACAACUCGUUCCGCAACUUCCUUGAGCUCGAGCCGCAUAUCCGCCGGGCGAUUUCAUUCUUCUGCAAUUCUAAAUUCCGCCCCUGUCUCGAGAUCCUGGAGGCCUACAACGCCGACUACCUUCUCGACAUCCACCUGCAGCGUCACAUCAAGACGUUAUUCACUCGUAUCCGCACCAAGUCCAUCCAGCAGUACCUCAUCCCCUUCAGCCGCGUGACGCUCGAAUCCAUGACCAAAAUGUUCGCCCCUAAGGUUGUCGGCGGCCAGGCGGACCCCACCGACUCCAACUCGCCAUUUGUGGAGGAACUCAUCGGACUGAUCCAAGACGGUACACUCGACGCGCGGAUUGAUCUGGAGAAGAAGGUCCUGGUCUCCAACCAGGUCAACCUACGGAACGAAGUCCAGCAAUCCAUCUUGGAUAGCCUGGAGAACUACUCCCGUGAGGCACACCUACGCCUGCUGCGCACUAACAUCAUCCGCGCUGGACUGGAAGUACGAGCGGACGAGCGGAGACCGAAAGAGGACCGGAGCAAGGGGUCUGAAGGGUACGGGAACGUGUUUUCACGCGGCUCAGGGGUGAUGUAAUGCCAGUCAAUGAGAUGAGAUACGACUAGAAGAAUAUCACUAUGAAUGGAAUCC
Molecule: messenger RNA, 1885 nt
Organism: Aspergillus sclerotioniger CBS 115572
Lineage: Eukaryota; Fungi; Ascomycota; Eurotiomycetes; Eurotiales; Aspergillaceae
Product: COP9 signalosome complex subunit 1
Exons: 4
Coding region: 356-1831 (491 amino acids)
Cellular component (GO): COP9 signalosome
Source: RefSeq, a predicted model, not a curated record